Messenger RNA from Penicilliopsis zonata CBS 506.65, 498 nucleotides. RefSeq lists its product as hypothetical. The record is from RefSeq and is a predicted model, not a curated record. Lineage: Eukaryota; Fungi; Ascomycota; Eurotiomycetes; Eurotiales; Aspergillaceae. The transcript is spliced from 2 exons. Bases 1 to 498 code for a protein of 165 amino acids.
AUGCCAGAACACGCCUGGGAGUACGUCACGGUGGCUACGAGCGAUUUAAUUCGAAACCAUGCCAAGAUCUCCAGCCAGAACGCCUCCAAUCGACUAGGCGUCCAUGGUGCAGGCCCCCUCAGCCUGAGCAAACCCAGAAAACAGCUGCUCCCAGAGCUCUUAUCGCGUUAUCUGCAACCGGCUCCUUCUCACAUCCGGCGGGAUCAAACCGAGACUGUCGCGAUUCAUCGACGAUGGAGGAAGAUAAGCGUGCUCUGCUUUAUAGGUGGACGCUUCGGCGAGUCCGCCGACGUCGGCUGGGCCGUCGGCAUGUCCAGAGCGUCAACCCGUCAACGACACCAGAAACUGAGAAACCACCAGCAGCACUCGCGUUUUGUCAUCCACGCGGCCCCUGGAGAGAAGACCGAGGACCGGCGGGUACACACCAGCGAGCUGUACCCAUUGAUAAGCUUCGAAGACGAUGGAGACAGCUCCGUUGUCCCAGAACGGGCAAAAUGA